ACGGAGGAGGAGGCGGCGGUCCGUGCGGUUAGAGCUCAGAGACUCAGGCAGGGAGCAUGUGAGCGGGGCAUGGGCAACUGGAAGCAGGAUUAUUGUUGUUCAGCACGGCAGAGAGGCGCAGGAGGAACACUGGCAAGGAGAGACAAGAGGACGCUGCGACGAAUCUAAGGACAUACUUUUUCCUCCUGACAUCUCUUGUCAAUUUGUGCGCCUCAGAGAGAUACAUCGCUGGAUUGGGCACGCGCGUGUGUGGCCAAAGAUGAACGCCAUCGUAUUUAACAAGCUGAACAGCCAGGUCCUGUUUGAGGAGAAGGCCAAGGAGGUGGAAAUGAGCAGCAGAAAUUACCUGGAAGUCAUAGACGGGCAGCAUCCAGACCUGCUCUCCGGCAGCCCGAGCAUCAGGGACAGCCAGGCCAUCAGACACCGGCGCAGCGGGGGUCGUCCCAGUGGAGGAAAAGUGCGACACAAGCGCCAGGCAUUGCAGGAUAUGGCACGGCCACUGAAGCAGUGGCUCUACAAGCACAGAGACAACCCCUACCCGACCAAGACGGAGAAAAUCCUCCUGGCACUCGGCUCACAAAUGACUCUGGUACAGGUGUCCAACUGGUUUGCCAAUGCCAGGAGGCGGCUGAAGAACACGGUGAGGCAGCCGGACCUGAGCUGGGCACUCCGGAUCAAGCUCUACAACAAAUACGUUCAGGGCAACGCAGAGAGGCUGAGUGUCAGCAGUGAAGACAGCUGCUCCGAAGAUGGAGACAACCCUCAGAGGACACAGAGUGGCCCUGAGGAGCUCAACAAACCCAUGUACCAGAGUGUCAUCAAGAAGGAGGGCUCCUCCAUGAUGGGCAUGGCCAUCGGGAUGGGAGCCGGGCUGCGUUCAGCAGCAGACGCUGCCUCGUUGGCUGAAGACUAUGUGUCUCCACCUAAGUACAAGAGCAGCCUGCUGCACCGCUACCUUAAUGACUCGCUGCGACAUGUCAUGGUUGCCAACGCCGUCAUGGACUCUCGCAAGAGGAACCACUCUGGCUCCUUCAGCUCCAACGAGUAUGACGAUGAGCUGCUGUCGCCAUCUUCCUCCGAGGCUGAGGCCAACUUUGUUUAUCGGGCUGAAACCACAGACCAUCAUGGAUCAAGUAAAUGUGACAAUGGGAGCGGUGGCGUCGCAGCUACGCAGAAGGAGAAGGUGAAGGGCAAAGAUGAGACGUACUGGAAGGAGAUCAACGCCGCCAUGGCCUUGACCAACUUGGCACAAGGGAAGGACGGCGUCUCUGGGACAACCAGCUGCAUCAUUCAGAAGUCCUCGCAUAUAGCUGAGAUCAAGACUGUUAAAGUGCCACUGAUGCAGAAGUAUUAGCUCUGACAUGUGCCUUCGUCCCUCUAUGCAGUCCAAAUAUGGACCAAACAUACUCCCUCUGAACUCAAAAACUGCUUCUGGAGGAGGGAGAGGAGGCCUUCACCAUCUUUGUCCUAAAAACUUUUGUAAUAACUUAUUUUUUACGAGUCUUUUUUCUAUUUCUUCUUUUUUUAUGCUACAAAUGUUGAAUUUGCCAAAGUGCCUUUUUUUAAUUGUUGAAGAUAAAUCCACUGAUUGUGGUCAGUGGGACGGACAGAUUAACAGAGAAGCCUCUGUGGUUUGUGAAGGAACAUUUUGCUGAGUUUAGAGUCAAGAGUCAUUAUCCAGGGUUUGUUCCGAGUAAAAAAAACACUCCCUGUAACGAUACGUGCCUUAAAGGCAGAGUGAGCUCACCCUCUGAGGAACUCUAAUAGCACACGUGUGUGUUAGGACACACACAGAAAAUACUCAGUGAGUUAUCCGUGUUUUUAUUUUGACUGAGGUCUUCAUCUUGGCUGUAAACAGAACGCUGCUUUGUCUCAGUCGGACUCUGCUUUCUGGCAAGCCAUCAGUGGCUGCUGGUAAGCAUACGCCGAUAAGCAAACAGCUCCCUCCAUCUCAGCCUUGGGUUUCAUCAACGAAGCGAAGGAUUCCUCUCUUAUCGUGGCGUUUAGCUGCCGAAACGUGCGCCGGCGCUCAGCUGGACACACGUAGAGCCGCUGCCUCUGCACAAGAAUGUCGUGACCCAAAGGGGAUGUUUUCACUCUGCGUUAUCAGACAGUGUUGCCUUUUCACGUUUGAGAACAGAACAAGAUAAUCCAGAAUGAAGGAAAACAAAACAACACAAGAAGAAGAAAAGCCCCGUUUAAUCCUCAACUGUUCCACGUUCCAUUCAGAUGAUGGUUUACAAGAAGCCAGAGGAUGGUUUUAAAACUUUCACCCUCGUAGACUCGUUUGUUCUUUUUGAUUUUAAAAAUACAUUUCAGUAUUAAACCCUUAUCAGCCAAGCAAGUAUUAAUUGUUAAAAACUAAUUCUAUCUGUAAAUAAAAGCACAUCUAAAGGGUUGUGUCCAAGGAGGAAAAACAAGUUCUGAGGAAGCCAAAUCUUCAUUUAAAAUGUUAUUUUACGAUUGAGGAGUUUUGUUUUAAAUGCAUCUUGAAUGUGCAAAGUUUCCUUUUACAAAGCUGCACUUAAAGUUCUUGGUUUUCAGUCGAGGUGCAGAAACAAAGAUUCAUUUAAACAAUCAAAGGGCAUCCUGGUGUUUAGGUUUGAGCAUCCAUGGCAGCAUCAUAAAAUAAAACACCUGAUCCAGGCAGAACCAGGUCUUGUGUUUCUGAUCGCACCUUUUGAACCUCCCGGAUUACUUCUGACACCUCACACUAUAGCUGCAUGCUGGGAAGAGGCGGAGCCAACAACGAGGUCUCUACUGACCCUGGUACUGUACUUCAGCACAACCCCUACGCUGACCAGUGGAGAGCAACGUUGGGUUAAAGCAUAUAAAUUAUGAUUUUGUCCAAACAAAUGAAGUUGUGACCAGAGUUUGUUUCUUGUUAUUAAGUUAUAUAAAUUGAGUUUUUGUUUAUUUGAACGGAGACUGGAUUUUCAGUCCAAUGACCAAAUACAUAUCUCCUUGUAUCGUCUGAUUUGUUAAAUUUCUUUUUUUUAAUGAAGUAACUUGGUCACAGCAAUGAAUAAAAAUCUGAAUGAG
This is a messenger RNA of Nothobranchius furzeri (turquoise killifish), 3042 nucleotides long. RefSeq names its product mohawk homeobox a (gene mkxa). Gene Ontology annotation, molecular function: RNA polymerase II cis-regulatory region sequence-specific DNA binding; DNA-binding transcription factor activity, RNA polymerase II-specific. Gene Ontology annotation, biological process: cell development; regulation of transcription by RNA polymerase II; muscle organ development. Gene Ontology annotation, cellular component: nucleus. NCBI's taxonomy places the organism in Eukaryota, Metazoa, Chordata, Actinopteri, Cyprinodontiformes, Nothobranchiidae. The record is from RefSeq and is a predicted model, not a curated record.